UGCCCCAAAAAAACAAAAAUAUUGACAUUUCCCUCCAUAUUAAAUAAUAUUUUUAUUAUUAAUAAAAAAAUAACCCUCUAAGCAUUGGUUUCUGUUCUUUCACACCCCCUUGGAAUUUUGUCACUUGGGGUUUUCCCCAAUUCGAUCGAUACCCCAUGUCAAAAAAUUCUGCACUCUACAAAAACCCUCGAAUCCCCCUUUAACAUCGAUCAGUUUCACCUCUGCUUUUUUCGUAAUUAGCAUCAAUGGUGCAGAUUCGUGAAAAUGGAAAGGUGAAAGUGAAUGAUGAUGAUGAUGAUAAUAAUAAUAAUGGAGAAAGUGAGAGGUUUUGUAUAAACGAUCACCUGGAUUUGUUGAUCGAGGUUCUGAAGAGGCUUGACGGACGAUCGUUAGGUGCUGCAGCUUGUGUGUGUCGACAAUGGUGUUCGAUCGCACGGAACGAUUCGUUGUGGGAGCAUCUCUGCUUCCGUCACGUGUCGCCACCUCCAAUUGGUGUUCGGCCGGUGGUUUCGGCGUUGGGUGGGUACAGGAGGCUGUACAUGGUGUGUGUGAGGCCGGUUUUGAGUCGACUCAAAAGGAGGAGAAUCGGUGGUGAAUCGGAGGUGGUGAGACGAGUCUGGAACCAGAAUGAGGUGGAGCUUUCUUUGUCGUUGUUUUGUGUUGAGUAUUACGAGAGGUUGUUGGUUGGUGGUGGAGGUGGAAGAGUCGCCGGAGAUUCGCCGGCGUCGUCGCUCAAGUUUCUAUGCAUGCCCGUGAAUGUUUGAGAAAAAAAACGAUGACGUUUCAAAAUGAAAGCAAAAAGGCAUUAUGAUAUAUCUAUCGAUUAUUUGAAGCUACUGCCACUAGUAUAGCGGGUGAAAUUCUUUAUUUUCUUCUCGUUUUUUUAGUUUCAAAUUUUCAUAAUUAUUUUUGUAAUUUUAUUUUUAUAUUAUAAAGAAAUUGAAAUCUUUUUAAGGAUGUUAUUUUUA
Lactuca sativa (garden lettuce) is the source of this 968-nucleotide messenger RNA. RefSeq names its product F-box protein SNE. The record is from RefSeq and is a predicted model, not a curated record. Gene Ontology annotation, molecular function: protein binding. NCBI's taxonomy places the organism in Eukaryota, Viridiplantae, Streptophyta, Magnoliopsida, Asterales, Asteraceae. Gene Ontology annotation, cellular component: SCF ubiquitin ligase complex. Gene Ontology annotation, biological process: gibberellic acid mediated signaling pathway; regulation of gibberellic acid mediated signaling pathway.